AUUUUAGUCUACACCAAAAAUCAAGAUGCCUCAAUACUACAGUUCGGAUCCUGAAUUACCUAAAGACAUCCAUGAGUUUUACAUCACUUGCAUUCUUGGAGACAUCAUAGUUGGGAUUGCAAUGUUCAUUGUAUGGGGAUUUGAUGUCAAUGAGAAGCAUAUCGGAGUUCAUGCCAAGUUUUUGAUCUUAUGAACAGCUUGAAUUAAAAUUGGAAUCUUACUUCCCUUUCAUGUUAUUACUUAUAUUCUGUUCCUGAAAAAGAUUCUCAAAGAGAAAACAAUCAAGAUUCUAAAUUUAAUCGUAUUUAUGUUAUUUACUCCUUGGGCGGUAUACUGAUUGAUCAGAUUCUAUUCAUCCGAUAAUAGUACCAAGGAAGAAUCAGGUUUUCUCUAUGGAGGGAUGCUCUUUAAUAUGAUAGAAGGAAUUAUCUUAGCUGUUGCAUUAUUAGUAUGUUGCAUUGUAGCUUGUAUUAUCAUGGUUCUUUAUUGCAUGAUCCAAAGAAGUACCAAUAAUACACCUCUAUCUGAAACGCAGCAAGCUGGGAAUAUCAGAGUGAGUAACCUUCUUAAUACUUUUGAUGUCCUCAGCAUCACAGGAAAGAAGUAUUCAAAAGAUGACCUUUGUUGUAUUUGCCUUGAAAAUUUUAAAGAAGGAGUUCAAGUAACCGAACUCUCUUGUAAUGCUAAACAUACUUUCCAUACUCAAUGUAUAAGUGAUUGGAUCAGAAGAAACAGUAAUUGUCCUAUUUGCAGAUCUCCAGUAUCUGCUGAUCAGAUUGGAGAAAUCGAGAGACAUGAAGUAAUCUUGAGUUCUUCAGCAAGUAAUGCCAAUGAUUAUGGUACUUUCCAAGAAGAAAAGAAUAAAGAUGAGGAGACCAAAGAUGAGGAAGCCAAGGAUGCUCAUGAAUUGACUCCUUUCGUUGACCCGGGAGAUGUUACACAUGAUGAUAUGAAUUAA
This is a messenger RNA of Moneuplotes crassus, 958 nucleotides long. The record is from the annotation of a GenBank genome assembly. Lineage: Eukaryota; Ciliophora; Spirotrichea; Euplotida; Euplotidae.